Messenger RNA from Perognathus longimembris pacificus (Pacific pocket mouse), 2386 nucleotides. It is a transcript of the gene Tmppe, whose product is annotated as transmembrane protein with metallophosphoesterase domain. Gene Ontology annotation, molecular function: hydrolase activity. NCBI's taxonomy places the organism in Eukaryota, Metazoa, Chordata, Mammalia, Rodentia, Heteromyidae. The record is from RefSeq and is a predicted model, not a curated record. The coding region runs from base 228 to 1571 and encodes 447 amino acids. The transcript is spliced from 2 exons.
GGCGCCCACUGCGAAGCAGCGCGGCGCGGAGCGCGGCCACACGGGCGGUCAUGCCGGGGAUCCUGGUUCCCGCGCUCUCUUUGCUGCUGGCUCCGCUGCUGCUGGACUCUGCAAGCUGCGCGGAGCUGACCUGGAAGUCUCUUCUUGGCCACUGUCCUUUCUAAGGAAUUCACCUUCCAGUGCCCACCUGCACAGAGCUGGUGGGGACGCUUCAGGAGCAAGAGGAAAUGGCACUCUUCCGGCAACUGUCCCUGGGCUCUAAAGCUGCCCUGGCUGCUGUCACUGUCUUCGUUUCCCUGAUCCUUUCCCGCUCCUAUCUGGCAGAGAGCCUUGAGCUUAGGGCCUGGCGGUGGCUCUUUCGCCUGCAGCUUGCCUUUUUUGUCAACUCACUCAUGCUUAUUGGCUCCCUGUACAUCUGGCGGAGUAUAGUGAGCAACCUCUGCCCCUUUCCCAGUGGGGAGUCCACCUGCUUCCAGCUUUGGAAGCUGGUUGUGGUGUUGUUUCUGGGCCUGGCACAUUCCAGUUUCUUCACCAUGAUCUUCUUAGUGGCUGAGGAGCCGUAUCUCCUUUCCUUGGCAGCCUACUCCUGCCUGGGUGCAUAUAUCAUCAUGCUCUUCUUCCUCUGUAUCCUCAGUGGCAUGGAGCAGGCCUACCAGCUCUUGGCCUGGCGCAGUGGUAGGGUUGUGGGCAGCCUUGAGAAGACAAGGAAGCUGGUGCUCAGGCCUGUGCUGGCAGUCGUUGUGACCGCUCUGCUCAGUGUGGUUGGGUUUCUGAAUGCUGCUCAGCCCCCAGCCGUGAAAACCGUGGAGGUGCCCAUUCAGCAGCUACCCUCCUCUAUGAACAACCUCAAGAUUGUGCUCCUCUCAGACAUUCAUUUGGGACCCACAGUGGGCAGGACCAAGAUGGAGAUGUUUGUGAGGAUGGUGAAUGCCCUGGGACCAGACAUCACAGUGAUUGUGGGUGACCUGUCUGAUUCAGAAGCCUCAGUCCUGCGCACGGCUGUCGCUCCUUUGGGCCAGCUUCGUUCUCGACUCGGCACUUACUUUGUCACCGGCAAUCACGAAUACUACACAUCAGACGUCAGCAACUGGUUUGCACUAUUGGAAUCUCUACAUGUCCGGCCUCUUCACAAUGACAAUGUGAAGAUUUCUGCCACCCUGACCCAGCACGGGGGUGGGCAAGAACAAGACUGGGUCUGCUUGGCAGGGGUCGAUGAUAUCGAAGCAGACAUUCUUCACUAUUCUGGUCAUGGCAUGGAUCUUGCCAAAGCCCUGGGGGGCUGUAGCCCAGACCACACCACUAUCUUGUUAGCUCACCAGCCCCUGGCUGCCAAGAGAGCCCUCCAGGAACGCCCAGAUAUUAAUCUGAUCCUUUCGGGGCACACACAUGCUGGGCAGAUUUUCCCUUUGAAUGUGGCAGUGUAUCUCCUGAACCCCUUUUUUGCUGGGCUCUACCAAGUGGCCCAAGAAACAUUUGUAUAUGUCAGCCCAGGCACGGCCUACUAUGGGAUACCCAUGAGGCUGGGCAGCAGGGCAGAAAUCACAGAGCUUAUUCUGCAGCGGGCACACUGAGUGCUCCUGCCCUUGCCCUUCAUCUCCCAGCCUGGUCCUUAAGAGUUGUAUGCCUGCUUUGCCCCUAUAUCCUCUCCUGCCAGCCCUGCCUGGGUCCCCUUCUCCACACUGCCACAGACAAUGGUUUUAUGAUGGCGUUGCCUGGCAUUUCUGGCUGGUUUAACUCUAGGUGGUCAAUGCUUUUGAGGUGCAUUAAGCUCAUAUAAAGGAGGCCCCAAUUCUGUUUCCCAGUAGGAGUGGCAUGAGGCCUUCCUACCAGUGUGUACAGUGGUGACCCACAACAUGGGGGCUUAGAAAGAGCAGGGUUGGGAAGGGGCAGGAGACUUUUUCUACUGGGGUAGUUUCUAGAAUCAUUGGUCCAAUCAUUCUGGGUGUGGAGUGAGGCUGCUAGGUGAUACUGGAAAACAAGCAGAUGAGGAAUGCUGGCUGGGGAAGGAAGUAUUUACCUUCUUGGUUCUGUCAGAAUCAUCUUUGUUGAAUGAAGGCAUUUGUGAAUCCUACUGAAACCACAGCAUGAUCGUUUUUAACUUGAGUGAUACUGUCUAACUGCCUGCCGCUGACUUGGACUGAGCUGGGGUAGGUGGAAAGAAACUAUGAGUAUGGUGGCUAGUGAUCAGCUCCUGCCUACAACCUCAGUGGGGUUUGCUCCCUGGGUGCAUCUUGUUUAAUCCUUGGGUGAGGUAACUAGGAAAGGCUGCUUCCUAUUGAGAGAAGGGGAAACUGAAAAGAAUGACAGGGCACUACCAAAUGACAAGGUGUGCUAAGAAGGCUGAGUAUGUAGCCUAGCAUGGGCAAGAUACUACCAAAAGAAAAAG